AACAAAUAUGACAGGAGUAAUAUCCUCCGUCCGAUACUUUUACAUCCCUGCUGCAGCCAUGGCGACGACCACCGCCGCGCCGGGCCUCGCCGUCGCCGCGACCGAUCCCAUCCGCUUCUUCCUCUCCUCCGCCGCCGCCUCGGGCGACCUCGACGCCGACCUCCGGGAGCUCGCGUCCGCGCUCUCGUCGGAGUCUGACGUCCCCUACCGCUCCCUCCGCGCCAUCUGGUGCGCCGCCUCGCCAGACGCCCGCCCGCCCCUCCGCAGCCUCCUCCGCGGCGCUGACUUCGUGCUUCCCAGCCCCAAGCCUCGCGAGAAGAGCGAUGAGCUCAAGGCGAGGCUGGAGAAGCUCCGGGAGAUGCAGGAGAGAAAGGAGUACGCCGAGCUAGUCAGGGACGUUGCGCCUCCCAGCAGGGAGGACAGCCCUGAGCCCUUCUCAUCCUACAAGGAUCAGAUCGGAUUCGGUCUGCAUGUCGUUGUUAUAAUGUUUACAGGUUAUUUGGUCGGAUUUGCCAUGUUCAGAGCUCUGUUCAACAAUAGCCCUGUAUUUAAUGCUGCUGGAGGUAUCUUGGGAUCAGUUGGUGGAAUGCUGGUGGAGACCAUCCUUUUCAUCAUCAGAUCAUCAAGUAAAGAGUUGGCGUCUUCUGUUCCAACAUCAAAGAAAGUUCAGUAGGCACUUGAAGUGCCCUCAUCAGUUGGGGGGGUGGGGGGGGGGGGGGGUGAUGAUAGGCCUUACCUUUUGAAGCUCGUGGAUCAUUUGUUUGAGUUCAAAAGAUGCAAUUCAUGGAAUACGUGCAGUUGACAUCCAGUUUGAGUUUGUAUCAGGAAGGAAUAUGACAGGGGGAUAUGAUUUCGUUGUUUUUAGUUGUCCAGGAGUUUGUACCUCGCCCAGUGACUGGCUUGCUGAUCAUUUAAGAGCAUGCUCCCAUGCUGCGUCUGCAUAUAUGUAAAUGUAAAAACUACAUGCAAGAGGCUGAUAUGUUUGAGUUACAUGUCACUAUUGAGUAUAUUAGGUAGAUAUUUUUCAGUUACAUAUACAAGAAAUUAUUUUUGGGUAUUACAUUUGGUAUUAUGGAUCUUCA
Messenger RNA from Panicum virgatum (switchgrass), 1082 nucleotides. RefSeq lists its product as uncharacterized. Bases 8 to 673 code for a protein of 221 amino acids. The transcript has 4 exons. Gene Ontology annotation, biological process: vacuolar proton-transporting V-type ATPase complex assembly. Gene Ontology annotation, cellular component: endomembrane system. Lineage: Eukaryota; Viridiplantae; Streptophyta; Magnoliopsida; Poales; Poaceae. The record is from RefSeq and is a predicted model, not a curated record.